AAAUAUUUAAAAGAAAUUCAUGUCAUAAAAACCUAUAAUUUCUUAUUCCUUUUUCGCCCAUCUCCUUUCAAACAUUCAUCACGGCAUCUUUAAACAAUGCACUAUAAGUUAAGUGCCGUUUUACGUGGCCACGAGCUUGAUAUUCGCGCCGUUUGUCCGGCAAAUUUCCCUGAUGGAGGAAUUUUGACUGCUUCUCGUGACAGGACGACUCGUCUUUGGGUUCGUGAUCAAGAAUCAAAUACUUACAGUGAAGGACUUGUUCUUGCUGGACAUAAGAACUUUAUCUCUGCUGUAUGUGCUCUGCCUGCAACGGAGGCCUAUCCCCACGGUCUAAUUGCCACUGGUGGUCAUGACAAUGCAAUACUGAUUUGGAAUUUGGAAUCUACAGAACCAUUGCACACUCUUACUGGUCAUACUGGUGCAGUAUGCAGCCUGGUCGCUGGCAAGUUUGGAACUCUUUUAUCUGGAUCAUGGGAUAACACUGCUAAAGUUUGGAUCAGUAAUAAGUGUGUUAUGACGUUACAAGGACAUGAAGCUGCCGUCUGGGCAGUGGAUCUGAUGCCAGAAAAUGGAUUAAUGCUAACAGGGUCUGCAGAUAAGACCAUCAAAAUGUGGAGGGCUGGAUCUUGUGAGAAGACAUUUCCAGGGCACACGGACUGUGUCAGGGGUCUUGCUGUUUUAUCGAUGCUGGAAUUUUUAUCCUGUUCUAAUGACUGUACUAUACGAAGGUGGUUGACAACAGGAGAAUGUUUACAGGUCUAUACUGGACAUUCCAGUUUUAUUUAUAAUCUCACUGUAUUGCAAGAUAACAGUGGUAGAUUUGCUUCUGUUGGAGAAGACAGAACACUUCGGAUAUGGGAAGGUGGCGAAUGUAGUCAGACAAUAACUUUACCAGCUCAGUCAGUAUGGUGUGUAGCAUGUCUUUCUAAUGGAGAUAUUGUCACAGGAUCUAGCGAUGGUGUAGGCCGUGUUUUUAGUAGUCAAGCAGAAAGAUUUGCUUCUCCAGAAGAAAUCAAGUUGUUUGAAGAAGAAGUAGCUAAGCAAGCAAUACCAGCGCAAGCCAGUGGACAGAUUGGUGAUAUCAAGCUUGAGCAGUUGCCUGGGCCAGAAGCUCUCCUUAGACCUGGUAAAAAGAGCGGUCAGACUAUAAUGGUGCGUCGAGGACAGACGGUUGAAUGUCACCAGUGGAAUGACAUGGAAGGUAAAUGGGAUAAAGUUGGAGAGGUGGUGGGUGCUCCUGGUACAGAGUCAAGCUCUAGUUCCAAUAAAUCCAUGUACAAAGGAAAGGAAUAUGAUAUCAUCUUCAAUGUUGAAAUAACCGAAGGAAAGCCUCCUCUGAAACUCCCAUUCAAUUAUGGAGACGAUCCGUGGGUUGCUGCGCAUAAUUUUCUGGCUGAGAACGACUUGAGCCAGUUGUUCUUAGAUCAAGUCGUCGACUUCAUCCUCAAGAAUACUAAAGAUGUUACGAUAGGCAAAGCAGCUCCUUCAUCCAGUGAUCCUUUCACAGGCAGUAAUCGUUACGUCCCCGGGAGUACGAGUACAUUAAUAGUGCCUGGUAACCCGUUGUCCCAGGCUGGAGGAGCAGUUGACCCGUUCACAGGUGGUGGUAGUUAUCGCCCCUCAUAUACAGAUGUAACACAGUCAGGACUGGGAUCUGGUGGUGCUGCUGACCCUUUCACAGGUGGAAGCAGCUAUAGACCUACACAAUCCACACAGCCACAGCAACCUAUCCCUGCUUCACCAGCUAGCCAGUAUUUUCCCAAGAAUGAUUUUGUGACGUUCGACAAAGCCAACAACAAAGCUAUCCUUAGUAAGGUUGAAGAGCUGAAUGGUACACUUGAUUCGGACCAGAAGCUGGACACUGUAGACUUACAGCAGCUUACAGAUUUAUUGAACUUGGUAACAGAAGUAACGGAAAACAAUACACCCAGUGAAAAGCAUCUACUAGUGUUGUCUAAAGCGUUACAAUGGCCAGUGGGUGUACUCUUUCCAGUUUUAGAUAUUCUUCGCUUAGCAAUUCGUCAUCCUUUUGUAGCAACUUAUUUCUGUGGAAAUAGAGAAGUUGAAAAUGUUGUGGAAAGAUUGCUACAGUUGAUAAGACAAGAAUCUCCAGCAGCGAACGUCUUACUCGUGUUCAGGACCCUAGCAAAUUUAUUUCCUUCGUGUGAAGGUUCCAUGUCUUUACUAAAGUACAGAGAAAAGAUCGUAGAACUGAUGUUGCCAUGGGCAACCAGUCCUAACAAGAAUAUAAAAAUUUCUCUGUGUACAGUUUUACUCAAUUUCUCGGUUCUCUUCCGUAAAUUUCCAGACUUCGGAGCUCAAACACAAUGUUUUAUGGCGUUGGCAAGUAUCCUUCGAAGUGAGACAGACAACGAGGCCAGAUUUCGAUCAUUGGUUGCUAUUGGCAACAUGAUGUUUGGUAAUACCGAUAUCAUUUCCUAUGCACGUUCUCUUGAACUGGAAGAAAUCCUACAGAAGCUCAUUACCGUACAGGAUCCUCCAAAAGUUGGUGAUUGUGCUAAAAACGUUCUAUCGGUUUUAACAGGGUAAAGAAAAGUCUAAACAGAUUAACAUCAUCAUCAUUGUCGUUGUCAUCAUAAUCAUCAACGGCAUCAUCAUCAACGUCAUAAUCAUAAUCGUCAUCACCAUCAUAAUCAUAAUCUUCAUUGUCAUCCUCCACAUUCAUAAAGAAAUAUACCUAUCAUGGCUAUAAUACUUAUAUUUAAUCGAUACCAUUAAGUUUUAUAAAACCGAUAGCCAUA
Actinia tenebrosa (Australian red waratah sea anemone) is the source of this 2762-nucleotide messenger RNA. RefSeq names its product phospholipase A-2-activating protein. Gene Ontology annotation, cellular component: cytoplasm; nucleus. NCBI's taxonomy places the organism in Eukaryota, Metazoa, Cnidaria, Anthozoa, Actiniaria, Actiniidae. Gene Ontology annotation, molecular function: ubiquitin binding. The record is from RefSeq and is a predicted model, not a curated record. Gene Ontology annotation, biological process: proteasome-mediated ubiquitin-dependent protein catabolic process; ubiquitin recycling.